Molecule: messenger RNA, 2518 nt
Organism: Sphaeroforma arctica JP610
Lineage: Eukaryota; Ichthyosporea; Ichthyophonida
Exons: 7
Coding region: 177-2273 (698 amino acids)
Biological process (GO): positive regulation of transcription by RNA polymerase I
Cellular component (GO): nucleolus; intracellular anatomical structure
Molecular function (GO): ATP hydrolysis activity; ATP binding; RNA binding
Source: RefSeq, a predicted model, not a curated record
GUUCUCUGGUUGUUUUCGUUACGGUAUAAAUCUCGGGAGGCAAGCUACAGACUAUUAACAAUAAACAAACACACUUUCUGAGGUGGUCUGAGCAGGCACUGUAGGAGUUUUGGCUUUCGGUCGCCAACCUUCCUUGUAUCGUCCUUUGCGUCACUCGCACAGCUUCGGACUGAGCCAUGUUGGGGUUUCAGCUCACAUCGGCGCACGCGCCGGUAGCCCACAAGGCCGCUCCGGCAGGCGCCGUACCGAAUGGAGUUCACAAACGGACCAAAGUGCGUUCGAAGUCCAAGAAACGAGACAAGGACCGUGCUGUCAAGUUCAUCGCUGAAACUCAAGAUGCGAUGAUCCAGACUGGGCCCACAUAUAAGCUGCCUGGGGCUGAGAAAUAUAUAAAGUCGCGCAUGGAUCUGCCUAUAUACCAGGCACGAGUCAAGCUGCUGCUUGAGAUCAGCAAAGCUCCAACUGUGAUUGUAGUAGGAGAAACUGGUAGUGGUAAGACGACUCAGCUCAGUCAAUACAUUCGAGACGCGGGCAUGGAUAAGGGCAAGAUGAUCGCAUGCACUCAACCGAGAAGAGUUGCUGCCGUAUCAGUAGCCAACCGGGUUGCCUUGGAAACAGGUUGCAAGAUUGGCUCGAAAGUUGGUUAUACGGUCCGUUUUGACGACACCACUAGUAGAGACACUGCGCUGAAGUACAUGACAGACGGAAUGCUCUUACGAGAGGCUAUAAGUGAUCCCAAACUCAGUCGCUAUUCCGUUAUACUACUGGACGAGGCCCACGAGCGUACUCUCAUGACAGACAUACUCUUUGGCGUCAUCAAGGGGGUGCAGAAGCUACGGCCGGAGCUGAAAGUGAUCAUCAUGAGCGCUACGUUAGAUGCGGCCAAGUUCAGCACGUACUUCGACGAUUGUCCCGUGCUCUACGUCCAAGGGAGACAGUAUCCGGUGGAGAUCCUAUACACCAUCGAGCCACAACAGGACUAUGUAGACUCGGUGUUUGUGACUGUGUUGCAGAUCCAUCAGGAUGAGAAGCCGGGCGACAUCCUGGUAUUCCUUACUGGUCAGGAAGACAUCGAGAAUGUGGGUGCGUUGCUGCAAGACGCAUCCGAGAAACUCGAUCCGAAGUUCGGGAAGUUGGUGGUGCGCCCCAUCUUUGCGGCGCUCCCGCCGGAGCAGCAGAUGAAGGUCUUUGAACCGGUCCCAAAAGGCUCGCGCAAGGUGGUGCUGGCGACAAACAUUGCGGAGACGUCCAUUACCAUUAACGGUAUACGGUAUGUAGUGGACACGGGGCUGGUAAAGGCCAAAACGUUCAACCCAAACUUAUCGGUCGAGUCUCUGAUGGCCCAGCCUGUGAGUCAGGCCCAGGCCAGGCAGAGGACGGGUCGUGCUGGCAGAGAGGCACCAGGAGUUUGUUAUAGAUUGUUCUCAGAGGACUUGUUUCGGACGCUGGAUAGCACAACCACACCGGAGAUUGUACGCUGCAAUUUGGCCUCAGCAGUCCUAAAUAUGAAGGCCAUGGGUGUAGAUGAUAUCAUCCACUUCGACUUCCUGGACAAACCCACCACCGAGUCUCUCAGGGCGGCGUUGAUGCUGAUCUUCUCUCUGGGUGCGCUGGAUGCCUCGGGCAAACUCACUACCUUGGGCAGACGCAUGGCCCGCUUUCCUAUCGAACCGCAACUGGCGAAGACACUGAUAUCUGCUGAACGGUUGGGAUGUGUGGAGGAGAUCCUGACGAUAGUCUCUAUGUUGUCGGCUCCGUCUAUCUUCUUCAUACCGUUCAACAAGCGCGAGGAGGUGGACUUGUCCGUCAUGAAAGAGUUUGCUAGCUUGUACGGAGACCACCUGACGUAUUUGAACGUUUACAAAGCGUACAGACAGAACAAGGGCAACAAGACAUGGUGCAAGGACCACUUCAUCAACAUGAAGUCCAUGAAGACAGUCCUGGACACCCGGGGCCAACUCGCCGAGCUCUGCCGCAAAUCCAAUAUAGAAAUCAGGUCAUCGAGUGACACAGACAACAUACGCAAGGCAUUGGUUUCUGGGUUCUUCUACAACAUAGCCGUGCUGCAGGACGAUGGUACCUACCACCCGGUGAGUAAUAGGACCGAAGUGGCCCUGCACCCGCAGAGUGUGUUGAAGGGCCAGAAGCCCAAGUAUGUCCUGUACCACGAGUUGGUGAAGACAAAGCGGUACUAUUUGCGGGUCGCUACGGUUAUUGAGCCUGAGUGGGCCGCUGAAGCGGCGCCUACCUACUUUGCCCGGACGAUAACCUGAGACGGCCGAGAGACGUAAAACAUUAGCAAAGCAAAACCCAACAUUGCGUGUACUAAAUAUAUCCUGCGGCGUGCACUCGGUACAAAUUGGGUUAAUAGAAUUAUUAGUAAAUAAAAUAGGCCGCAAUGGCGCUAUGAUUGACAGUAUGAGAUACUAGGUUCCCUUUCUUUCGCGCUAUUUUGUUGAGCUCCGGGGUGUUUAUGGAAUGAUUCAUAUUUGAAUAAAAUACUUUCCUGUCUUUCGAG